AUGGCUUCCACCGACUUCGACAAGCAGCUGCAGCAAGCAAACAUCCUGCUCAAGCUCACCAAGCUACGCGAACAGGAUCAGCUCUGCGACCUCACCAUCAAGUGCGGUGAGACAGAGAUCAAUGUCCAUCGCACUGUAGUCGCCGCGCACUCGGACUGGUUUCUCAAAGCAUGCGCAGGCGGGUUCAAGGAAUCAGGAGCCUCUACCAUCGAGUUACCCGACGACGACCUCGACGAAGUCGAAGCCAUGCUUAAUUUCUGCUACACACUCGAGUACCCAGCACCCCGCGAGUCACCACUCACCUUCGAUGCGCGCAUGUUCGCCAUCGGCGAGAAGUACUUGAUGGAAGCACUACAAUCCUACGCCGCAGACCAGUUCCGCAAACACCUCAAAAACGGCGACUCGCACAACGACUUCAAGACCGCAGUCAACCUAGUAUACUCCGGCAUGUCCGACGCCAACAACACCAUCCGCGAGAUCAUUCUACAGGACACCCUAGCUCGGUCCAUCCGUUCCUUCCCUCUCGAGCGAUCGAAGGACGAGUGGAUGCUGGAUGUGCCCGCCUUCAUGCUCGACAUCCUACGUGUGGUGAGGUGUAUUCCUCCGCCGAAUAGCGAGCACACGAUCUUCAAGUGUCCCACCGACGGCUGCGAUCAGCACUUCAGUAUCUCCACGCUGCGCACUGCACGAAGCGCCGUCGUUCAGUGCAUGCGGUGUGAACAGAGACAUGAUCUGUCCGCGGGAGAGUGGUACAAGCAUCGCAUGACAAUACGGGACGUUCUCGACCGCGAAGGCCCACGUAUGUGA
Molecule: messenger RNA, 807 nt
Organism: Fulvia fulva
Lineage: Eukaryota; Fungi; Ascomycota; Dothideomycetes; Mycosphaerellales; Mycosphaerellaceae
Exons: 3
Coding region: 1-807 (268 amino acids)
Molecular function (GO): protein binding
Source: RefSeq, a predicted model, not a curated record